Molecule: messenger RNA, 798 nt
Organism: Phycomyces blakesleeanus NRRL 1555(-)
Lineage: Eukaryota; Fungi; Mucoromycota; Mucoromycetes; Mucorales; Phycomycetaceae
Exons: 7
Coding region: 1-798 (265 amino acids)
Source: RefSeq, a predicted model, not a curated record
AUGACUUGCUCAGUUAUUGGAUUAUACUCCAUACCAAGCUUUAGAAUCCUAGUAGUAUUAUGGUCGGUCAGUACUCUCACAUUAUUUGCAAGCUGCAACACAAGAAGAGUCAAAAGUGAGUAUGUUUAUAACAGUGAGAAGGCAUGUAACAGUGAAAUUGAUGUGGAACACACACACCUCAAUAUACAGAUACAGGGUAAUCACCAUCAUUUAUACCACUAUAAUACACAGGCACAAACACUACGGGAAGAAAAUUGCGGUUUAACUGGCGGCAGUCAACUUUUACCUUUAUAUUCUAGUAGUUUAAGUUUGUUGAAGAGUAUUUUGAAUACUUCUUCUCGAAUGCAAAGAGUGUUUGUAUCUAUUCGCUUAGUGUCUGAAUCUGACAUUAACGCUCACAUUGAUUCAGGGUGCAACAUUAACACUAUAAGAUCCACCGGAAGCACCAGUACCUCUGGUAGUAGUGGACAAUCUUCAUCAACCUCUUUAUUCUCAACACAGAAAACCGUUGGUUUGAAUACAAAAUCCAAAGCAAAAGAUGCAUUUCUUAAUACAGAACCAGCUCAGCCUAUUAAAAUCGCACCUCUUUUUACUUCAAAACCAAAACCAUCUACCAACCAAUCUUACACUCAUGCCAUGCCCCCAAAUAAAUCAUCUGGAUCUGUACCACAAAAUCAAGACCUAAAAAGAACACGCACAGAUGAUGAUAUUUCGCCUGUAAAUAAUACAAAUCUGAAACGCAAUAGAAAAGAGGAAUUGAUGGAUUCAAUGCCAUUAGCAGCCAGAGGUAAAGUAUAA